This is a messenger RNA of Cicer arietinum (chickpea), 2561 nucleotides long. RefSeq lists its product as uncharacterized. NCBI's taxonomy places the organism in Eukaryota, Viridiplantae, Streptophyta, Magnoliopsida, Fabales, Fabaceae. The record is from RefSeq and is a predicted model, not a curated record.
GAAUUGUCAUCCUAGUAUUUUGCAACUACUGUUCUUUGAAGACUUUAUCGUUUCUCUCUCUAAAAUUCAAAAAUAGAGAUACCAGAGCGUGUGGGGAUCAUUGUUGAAUCAAUGAAUUCUCUCAUUCAUCUCUCACCCUUCUCCUUUUGAAUUUUCAAUUCAUUUUCCCAUUUUCUCAAUUCUUGUUUCCUUUUUAGAAUCUUCUUCUAACCUUCUUCACACAAGUUGUUUCUUAAUUCUAAUUUGAAAUUGUUUCUAAGAUCUUUGUUCCUUUGUUCUUUGUUUUGUUACAAAGAUACCUUAAAUUUUGUUUUGUUUGUUCUUUGAAUUGUUGAUGAUAAUUUUCUCAUCUAAAGUUAGCAUUCAAUAAACCAAUUUCAGUUUUCUGAAGUUGGAUCCCAUUUCAGAUUGACCCAUUUAUUAACUACAAAAUUAAAUCCUCAAAGUUUGAAUUUUUUUUUUAUCAUUGAUCAAUCCAAAUUUCCAUUUUUUCCAGUGAUAAUAGGGUUUGUGAAUUUUGAUCCAAUUUCACCUUUACCCAUUUAUAACCCACAAAAUAAAUUUCUCAAAGUUUUGAUUUUUAUCAUUGAAUCAUUCAAAUUUCAAUUUCCAAUGAUAAUGGGUUUGUGAAUUUUGAUCCCAUUUAUAACCCAAAAAAUCAAAUCAUCAAAGUUUGAUUUUUUAUCAUUGAUCAAUUCAAAUUUCAAUGGGUUUGUGAAUUGUGAUCCCAUUUCAUCUUUAUCCAUUUAUGACCCAAAAAAUUAAAUCAAUCAAAGUUUGAAAUUUUAUUGAUAAUUUAAGAUUUCAAUUUCCAUUGAUAAUGGGUUGUGCAAAUUCCAAGCAAAAAAGAUGUAAACAUUGCAAAACUCCUUUUUCACCAGCUCCAAGAAGUUAUUCAAUGCAUGUUCAUCACCAACCACAAAUUGAAGAAGAUGAAGAAGAUGGUUACCAUGUUGUGGCACUCACUUCAACCACAUUAGGGACUCUCAAACUCAAUUCCCCAUCUUCAAAUAGUAUUCAUGAUUUCAAGUUUUCCAAUGGGAAAUUUGAGGAGAAUGAAAGUUUCAGGUUUCAUAAUGAAACUUUAUUGCAAAAACUCAAAAGGGAGAAGGAAAAAGAGAAAAGGGAAGAAUUGGAAAGUGAAGAUGAUGAUAAAGUGAAACAAUUUUCAAUGGGGUUGAUUGAAGCUAAAUCUUGGUCUAACAUGAUUGAAGAAAAGUUGACAAAAGUGAUUCCAAUGACACCAACAAGAACACCACCCGGCGAACCGGAAACCAUCAACACAUGGGAAUUAAUGGAAGGUCUUGAAGAUAUAAGUCCUUUUAGAUCACCAAAUCACUUCAAAAGUUUCUCUUUUGAUGUCAAUGAUGAUGUUGGUUUCUACGUCGAACCCCGGAAGUCGAAUGCAACUCCUUCUCCUAAACCAAUGUGGCUUGAAAUGACAGAAGAAGAAUCAAAACUCAACCCUUCAAUAACAGAUUUUGAUCCAGAAGUGAUUUCAUCAUUCAAAAAGUCCUUACAACAAUUAUCUCCUAAUAGUCCUUUUCAUCUACAAGGGAUUAAAAGUGGUGUUUCAUUAGAGGAAAAGAAAAUGAAAGAUGAUGUUUUUGUUGUGGAUGAUAAGGUUGGUGAGAAGAACAAGGUUGUUUUGUACUUUACAAGCUUAAGAGGUGUGAGAAAAACUUAUGAAGAUUGUUGUCAAGUGAGGAUGAUUCUUAGAGGGUUAAGAGUGAAAGUUGAUGAGAGAGAUGUUUCUAUGCAUUUGGGAUUCAAGGAUGAGUUAAAAGAGCUUUUGGGUGAUUUGUAUAGUGGAGGAGGAUUGCCAAGAAUUUUUGUUGGUAGAGAUUACAUUGGUGGAGCUGAGGAAAUUAAAAAACUUCAUGAAGAUGGGAAGCUUGAGAAAUUGUUGGAUUGUUGUGAGAAGAUUGAGGACAAUGAUAGAGAAUGUGAGAAUUGUGGUGAUAUAAGGUUUGUUCCUUGUGAAACUUGUUUUGGAAGUUGUAAAAUUUACUUUGAAGGUGGUGGUGGUGAAGAAGAAGAAUGUGAUGAUGAUGGUGAAGCGGGCGAGUAUGGAUUUGGACGGUGUCCGGAUUGUAAUGAAAAUGGACUAAUUCGCUGCCCCGUGUGUUGCUACUAGUCGUGGUUUUGAAUUGCAGUUACAGUUGCAUUAUACUGUAGAACUUUAUAUUGCAGGAAAAUGCAGUCGACGAGUCGAAAUUGUGGUUGUGAUACUAUUAUGAAUUGCAAACUGCAGUUUAGAACGAAGCUUCAAGUUACAUUUUACUUAUUGAUUGAAAUCAAAUUUUGAGUUAUUAUCAUUGAGGGUACUUUGUAUUUUUUGGUGAGAUUUUGUGUAUAGUUGAGUCUUUGAUAUGAUAUGAUGGAUAGAGUGAAUAACAUGUUCUUAUCACUCACUCUGCACAACCAGUGUAAUUUGUUGCAAAGUGUAUACUUUUCAUUUCUAUUUUUUCAGAAAAAGAGAGAAAAGUUUGUAUACAAUUUCCUUUAUGUAAAAUCUUAAAGAAUUGCAAAAGAGAAUUACAAAUACAAAGUUAAACUUA